CACCCGGAUAUUUGCAACGAUUAACGGUUUAUUGCCGCUGCUUACAUGGAUCAAAGCUGCUAAAUGUAAUAAUCAGAUAUCAUUGCCCUUUUUUCCCCAGCGCCCUCCUCCCCCUGAAUGAGUCGAAGCACUAAACUGCCAGCCUCCGAGAGGACGUCAGCGCUGGAAACAAGCACCAUGCGUUCAGAGCUCCGACUGUUAGUCUGAAAGAGCCUGCAGCUCUGGCGUCCAGUAGGGGAGUGGAGAGCAGUCCAUCCAUGUCUGCCGCGGCGCAUCUCUCUGAAGCUCCGUUGGGUCCAUGAUCGCUCCAAAGAUGGUAGCGGCACACGCUUCAUCUCAUUCUGCCUCGGCGGAAUGGAUCAUCUGUCUGGAUAAAAGACCUGCAGAACGCUCAGGCGAGGACAUCGACAUCAUAUUUGCACGUCUCAAAGAUGUCAAGGCUUUUGAAAAGUUCCACCCCAACUUAUUGCAGCAGAUAUGCCUGUGCGGAUUUUAUGAAAACCUGGAAAAGGGAAUCACAUUGUACCGCCAAGGAGACAUUGGAACCAGCUGGUAUGCGGUGCUGUCCGGGUCUCUGGAUGUCAAGGUGUCAGAAACAGCCAACCACCAGGAUGCUGUCACCAUCUGCACACUGGGUAUUGGAACGGCGUUUGGCGAGUCCAUUCUGGAUAACACGCCGCGCCAUGCCACCAUCGUUACCCGGGAGUUCAGUGAGCUGUUGCGCAUCGAACAGAAGGAGUUCAAGUUGCUGUGGGAGAAAUACCGGCAGUACAUGGCAGGACUGUUAGCGCCACCUUAUGGUGUUAUGGAAACUGGCCCCAGUAAUGACAGAAUGCCAGACAAAGAAAACAUGAGCAACAGCUCCUUAUGCCAGGUCUCAAAAAGCACAGGCAAGACACCACUCAUUGAAAGCCGUGCCACCUUGCCUCCCACUAAAACUGUUACUCAGGUCCCAUCUGAGAAGAUCUUGAGAGCAGGAAAGACCUUAAGGAAUGCCAUCCUAUCCAGAGCUCCACACAUGAUACGAGACCGGAAAUACCAUCUGAAGACGUACCGGCAAUGCUGUGUUGGGACAGAGCUGGUGGACUGGAUGAUGCAUCAGAGCUCUUGUGUUCACUCCCGCACACAGGCAGUGGGCAUGUGGCAAGUCUUACUGGAGGAGGGUGUCCUGAACCACGUGGACCAGGAACACAACUUUCAAGACAAGUACCUGUUUUACCGUUUCCUGGAUGAUGAGCAGGAGGAUGCCCCACCACCAACAGAGGAGGAGAAGAAAGAGAGUGAAGAGGAACUGCAGGACACCCUCCUACUCCUCCUGCAGAUCGGGCCUGACGCACAUAUGAGAAUGAUUCUCAGAAAGCCGCCUGGUCAGAGGACAGUGGAUGACCUGGAGAUCAUCUAUGAAGAACUGCUACACAUUAAGGCCUUGUCACAUCUCUCUACCACAGUGAAGAGAGAGCUGGCAGGUGUGCUGAUCUUUGAGUCUCAUGCAAAAGCAGGAACUGUGUUGUUUAAUCAAGGAGAAGAAGGAACAUCAUGGUACAUCAUUCUGAAAGGAUCUGUAAAUGUGGUGAUUUAUGGGAAGGGGGUUGUAUGCACGCUCCACGAGGGAGAUGACUUUGGAAAACUGGCACUGGUGAACGAUGCUCCAAGAGCAGCAUCCAUUGUCCUACGUGAAGACAACUGCCACUUCCUGAGGGUGGACAAGGAGGACUUUAAUAGGAUCCUGAGGGAUGUGGAAGCCAACACCGUCCGGCUGAAGGAGCAUGAUCAGGACGUGCUGGUGUUGGAGAAGAUCCCCUCAGGCAGUCGUGUAUCGAACCAUGGAAGUUCUCAGAGCCAGCACAAGUACAUGGUGAUGUCUGGAACACCAGAGAAGAUAUUAGAGCACUUCCUAGAAACAAUGCGCCUUGACUCAACAUAUGCAGACCCAGAUUCUGCACUUGAAGACUUCAUUCUGAUGCACUGUGUUUUCAUGCCAAACCAUCAGCUCUGCCCUCUGCUCAUGUCUCACUAUCACGCACAGCCGUCACAGGGCACAGAGCAAGAGAAGCUGGAUUAUGCUCUCAACAACAAAAGGCGAGUGAUCCGCCUGGUAUUGCAGUGGGCAACAGUGUGGGGCGACCAUCUGCAGGAAGAGGAGACAUCCAUAGCCUUCCUGGAUGAGUUCUUCAUCUCUGUUUCUGAUGAUUCCCGGAUAAUUCCGGCCCUAAAGGAGCAGCUUCCAGAACUGGAGAAGAUUGUGAAGCAGUUCUCUGAGGAAGCCAGGUCAGCACAGAAGAAGCACAAAGUACUCCUCCGGCAAUUUAGUAUUGGUGACGAACGACUUCAGAAGCGACAACCGAUAAAGGUCACCGAUGAAAUUCUCUUUAAGGUGUACUGCAUCGAUCACACCUACACCACAAUCCGUGUGUCAGUGGCGGCUACUGUGAAAGAGGUGAUUAAUGCUGUAGCUGAUAAGCUGGGCUCUGCUGAAGACCUUAUUCUUGUCAAGAUGAGUUCUUCAGGAGAAAAAGCUGUGCUGAAGCCCAAUGAAACGUCUGUGUUCACAACUUUAAGUAUCAAUGGGCGGCUCUUUGUUUGCCCACGGGACCAGUUUGACUCACUGACACCUCUGUCAGAACAAGAAGGUCCCUCUUUGGGCUCAAUUGGCACAUUUGAGCUUAUGAGUUCUAAGGAUCUAGCCCACCAGAUGACCGUGUAUGACUGGGAGCUCUUCAAUUGUGUCCAUGAGCAUGAGCUUAUCUACCACACAUUUGGAAGACAACAUUUUAAAAAGACAACAGCCAACUUGGAUCUUUUCCUCAGGCGCUUCAAUGAGCUUCAGCUAUGGGUAGUGACUGAGAUUUGCUUGUGCUCACAACUCAGUAAACGAGUCCAGCUACUGAAGAAAUUCAUAAAAAUUGCUGCACAUUGCAAGGAAUAUAAAAACCUGAACUCCUUUUUUGCCAUUGUGAUGGGCCUAAGUAAUGUGGCUGUGAGCCGAUUAACACAGACCUGGGAGAAACUUCCCAGCAAGUUUAAAAAGUUCUACUCAGAGUUUGAAAGUUUAAUGGAUCCAUCUAGGAACCACAGAGCAUACAGGCUCACCAUGGCUAAGCUUGAGCCACCAAUCAUUCCCUUCAUGCCUUUACUUAUAAAAGAUAUGACAUUUACCCAUGAAGGCAACAAGACAUUUAUUGACAACUUGGUCAAUUUUGAAAAAAUGCGAAUGAUUGCAAACACUGUGAGAAUAGUACAGUACUGCAGAAGCCAGCCUUUCAAUCCAGAUGCAGGACUUGCUAACAAGAACCAUCAGGAAGUGCGGAGUUAUGUGCGGCAGCUGAAUGUAAUUGACAACCAGAGGACUUUGUCACAACUGUCACACAGGCUGGAGCCACGCAGAGCAUGACAAAGCUGAUAGGAAUUGGUCACAACUAUUGGCCUCACACCAUCACACAUGCUGCUAUAAGCAGGGCACUGCCAAAAAAAAUGAAACCUACACAAACAAUGACAGUAGGAACUGACUGAUUUUACUGUAUUAUCAAAACUUUAAAAUGGGACUUGACAGAGAAAACUCAUCUGUCACAACUGGUAUCCUACCAUAUCUAGAUAUUCAGAAAAGAAGGAAGAAUGCUGACUUGUUUAAUUAACCUUCUAGUUCAUUUAACUUUAAUGAUUUUUGAAGCACAAGAUAUACAUACUGUUUGAUAUCAUAUUUAUAUUUAUUGUUGAAUGGGCAUAAUUUCGGGCAUUACAUUUUACCUUUUCGUUUAUACUCUAAACAAAUGUGAUAUAUAUUUGAAUGCUACUCUCUUUAAAUCUUUAUGUUUGACACUCUUCCAGUUUCCUGUAUUAAAAAAAAAAGAAGUAGAAGAAGGACUUGUCCAUUUUUUGUAUUUUUUGUUUAUCGGAAGGUGUGUUCUUUUUAUUAACCUGGAACGUCCAUUCAGCUGAAUAUGUUCAUUGCCCAGAGAUGGUGCCAAGUGUAUUUAUUUAUCUGCUUAAAUCUAGCAUGUAAUUACAGUAAAUAUCAAAAUUUGUUUCCCCUGUAGGCUAACUGUGCUGUUUAUCCACUUUCUGAAUGUUUAUGUGUAAUAUGUAAAUAACAAUUACCAGCUAAAUGACUUAUCUGCUUUAUCAAUUAAAAUUUACUUCAUUCUUACAA
Erpetoichthys calabaricus (reedfish) is the source of this 4147-nucleotide messenger RNA. It is a transcript of the gene rapgef4a, whose product is annotated as Rap guanine nucleotide exchange factor 4a. The transcript is spliced from 31 exons. The record is from RefSeq and is a predicted model, not a curated record. Gene Ontology annotation, molecular function: guanyl-nucleotide exchange factor activity. Gene Ontology annotation, biological process: positive regulation of GTPase activity; Ras protein signal transduction. NCBI's taxonomy places the organism in Eukaryota, Metazoa, Chordata, Cladistia, Polypteriformes, Polypteridae. Gene Ontology annotation, cellular component: plasma membrane. Bases 299 to 3391 code for a protein of 1030 amino acids.